Molecule: messenger RNA, 1311 nt
Organism: Verticillium nonalfalfae
Lineage: Eukaryota; Fungi; Ascomycota; Sordariomycetes; Glomerellales; Plectosphaerellaceae
Exons: 2
Coding region: 1-1311 (436 amino acids)
Source: RefSeq, a predicted model, not a curated record
AUGCCUAGUCUUUUGCAAAAAUACCAGAAACCCCGAUGUUCCACAAAGUCUCUCGACCAGUCCGACCUCACUCCUAAACACAAAGAUUACUUCCGAUUAUCGUCACAAUCAGAUCGGUCGGCACCCUCCUCCUCUGGUGCCGCCGCCGAACCAAUCCCAACACCCAUCUCCAACAGCAUGAUCAGUCGUCGCAGCCCUUUGCCAUCCAAGUACACAUCACCCUCGCACGAAGAUACGCAGAGAAUGCAACAGACCAUUCGCACGGUGCCCAGCUUCGAAAACCCCAGCGAUUCCAGUACCACAUCCAGCCCUCGCAACUCAGCCUUCUCUAGCUCUGUCAACAGCAACGCCAGUGCCGCCAGCAUGUCCUCUAGUCAAGACAGAGUGUCCAGCGUCAAACUAAAACAAGGCAACGGCGGCUGGGCCAACAGCAACACUAUGCACGACACACCGCAACGGCACGACUCUCCAAGACGAGACGACCACUCUCCAGACGAUGAGCUUGCCGUGGGUGGUAUGGAGAGCCCGGGACCUCCAGGACAGGCUGGAUGGGACUCUACCAUUGGCAAGGCCGGCCUCGGCAAAACCGGCCGCGUCAUCAACAAGCUCGUUAGCGAUAACGAUUCCCUGAAGCGCGACAUCAAAAUUGAACAACUUCGUGCAGAAGAGGCCAAGCAGGCCGCCAAGCUUGUGGAGGAUAAGAUGGAGCGUCUCAUUAGCGAUUAUGAGAGUCGCUUGCUUGAGGCCAAUGUCAACAAGACGUUGCUUGCCCGGAAGGAACGGCAAGUCGAAAGUCUAAGCGCCACCGUCGACCAGGAAAAACGCCGAGCCGUGGAUGCCUUGGAACGCGAGCGCGGCUGGCGAGAUGAAAUGGAGAAAAUGCGCCUGACGAGCACUCGACAGGUUGAUGAGGCCGGCGCGCACGCCGCCCUGAUGGAGGGGCGAUACAACGCCAUCGCUUCGCACUGGAACAACCAAGGUGACGAAGUCAAGAAGGCUCAUUUGAAAUUGAGAAGCGAGAUUGCCGGUCUUGUCGAGGAGAGGCGGCGCGACGAUGAGAAGAUCACCACACUGCGUGACCUUUGUGACCAGCAAGACGGUAACAUACGAGAGCUGAAGAGACAGAGGGACGAGAUUGAAGCCACGUUUUUGGCGUACAAGGACGAGCAGGAGGAGGCGCUGCACAGCAUCAAGACCAAUGCGGUAGCCAGGGAAGCAGAGCAAGAAGCCAUGCUGAAAGAGACCCGGGAAGUCCUAGCCAAGCUGAAGUGGGCGUUGAACGUCAAGGAGAAUGUAGCCGGGGCGGGCUGA